Salvelinus fontinalis (brook trout) is the source of this 7666-nucleotide messenger RNA. RefSeq names its product deoxynucleotidyltransferase terminal-interacting protein 1-like. Gene Ontology annotation, molecular function: DNA binding; nucleosome binding. Gene Ontology annotation, cellular component: nucleus. Lineage: Eukaryota; Metazoa; Chordata; Actinopteri; Salmoniformes; Salmonidae. The record is from RefSeq and is a predicted model, not a curated record. The transcript has 18 exons. Bases 2944 to 3786 code for a protein of 280 amino acids.
CAAAGCUGGGAUCGAGAGCUGUUUGCAGUCUCUAUUGCAAGGCCAGACUGUUAAAUAGCACAUUAGAGGCUGCUGCCCUAUAUACAUAGACUUGCAAUCACUGGCCACUUUAAUAAUGGAACACUAGUCACUUUAAUAAUGUUUACAUAUUUUGCAUUACUCAUCUCAUAUGUAUAUUCUAUUCUACUGUAUCUUAGUCUAUGCCGCUCUGACAUAUUUUAAUUCCUUUACUUUAGAUUGUGUGUAUUGUUAGAUAUUACUGCACUGUUGGCGCUAGAAACACAAUCAUUUCACUACACCCGCAAUAGCAUCUGCUGAACAAGGACAGUUGAAGUCAGAAGUUUACGGAAAAUCAUUAAAGACUCCAGCCACCCAAGCCAUACACCGUUCUCUCUGCUUCCACACAGCAAACGGUGCAUGAAGUCAUCUACUAAGAUACAGUUGAAGUCGGAAGUUUACAUAUACUUAGGUUAGUCAUUUAAACUAGUUUUUCAACCACUCCACAAAUUUCUUGUUAUCAAACUAUAGUUUUGGCAAGUCAGUUAGGACAUCUACUUGUUUACAGACAGAUUAUUUCACUUAUAAUUCACUGUCACUAUUCCAGUGGGUCAGAAGUUUAUAUACACUAAGUUGACUGUGCCUUUAAACAGCUUGGAAAAUUCCAGAAAAUGUCAUGGCUUUAGAAGCUUCUGAUAGGCUAAUUGACAUCUUUUGAGUCAAUUGGAGGUGUACUUGUGGAUGUAUUUCAAGGGCUACCUUCAAACUCAGUACCUCUUUGCUUGAUAUCAUGGUAAAAUCAAAAGAAAUCAGCCAAGACCUCAAAAACAAUUGUAGACCUCCACAAGUCUGGUUCAUCCUUGGGAAUAAUUUCCAAACGCCUGAAGGUACCACGUUCAUCUGUACAAACAAUAGUACGCAAGUAUAAACACCAUGGGACCACGCAGCCGUCAUACUGCUCAGGAAGGAGAUGCGUUCUGUCUCCUAGAGAUGAACGUACUUUGGUGCGAAAAGUGCAAAUCAAUCCCAGAACAACAGCAAAGGACUUUGUGAAGAUGCUGGAGGAAACGGGAACAAAAGUAUAGCUUUCCACAGUGAAGCGAGUCCUAUAUCAACAUAACCUGAAAGGCCGCUCAGCAAGGAAGAAGCCACUGCUCCAAAACCGCCAUAAAGCCAGACUAUGGUUUGUAACUGCACAGGAGGGACUGGUGCACUUCACAAAAUCGAUAGCAUCAUGAGAAAAGAAAUGUAUGUGGAUAUAUUGAGCAACAUUUCAAGACGUCAGUCAGGAAGUUAAAGCUUGGUCGCAAAUGGGUCUUCCAAAUGGACAAUGACCCCAAGCAUAAUUCCAAAGUUGUGUCAAAAUGGCUUAAGGCCAACAGAGUCAAGGUUUUGGAGUGGCCAUCACAAAGCCCUGAUCUCAAUCCCAUAGAAAAUUUGUGGGCAGAACUGAAAAACAGUGUGCGAGCAAGGAGGCCUACAAACCUGACUCAGUUACAGCAGCUCUGUCAGGAGGAAUGGGCCAAAAUUCACCCUACUUAUUGUGGGAAGCUUGUGGAAGGCUAUCUGAAAUGUUUGACCAAAGUUAAACAAUUUAAGUGCAAUGGUAGCAAAUACUAAUUGAGUGUAUGUAAGGUUCUGACCCACUGGGAAUGUGAUGAAAUAAAUAAAUGCUGAAAUAAAUAAUUAUUUCUGCUAUUAUUCUUACAUUUCACAUUCUUAAAAUAAAGUGGUGAUCCUAACUGACCUAAGACAGGGAAUUUUUACUUGGAUUAAAUGUCAGGAAUUGUGAAACACUGAGUUUAAAUGUAUUUGGCUAAGGUGUAUGUACAUUUGACUUCAACUGUAUGUAUAUGUUAGGUAAGGCUGCAGUCAGUUAGUUGUAAUUUCGGAUAGAGCAAACAUUUCCAUAUAUUUUUGUUAACUACACGUGACAACUCCGCCUUUCCUAUUCAUAAUAUAAUUUAAUCCAAUGUUUGAGUUUAACCUUAAUAUUUGUUACUUGUUCUGUCUUUUCUCGGGAUGAAACUGGAAUUGCAACCAGCUUUGUAUGGGUUGUUUUUAGAAAGGGCGAUAUUUUGAAAAUGGUUCCAUUAUCAAUUGACUGAAAGUGAGGUUGUAAUAUGGAUUUCCUUUAUUUCCCUUAUAAAGGCAAUUUUUUGAACAAUGGGUUGUCCCGCAUCAAGUACAAAGAGGAGGCCGGAAGCUCUUAUUCAAAUACGCUGAAGCUGCCAAAAAAAGAUUGACUCGAGAAACGCCACACCAGACAGCCGGAAGGUUGUGAAAUGGAAUGCGGAGGACACCGUGAACUGGCUACGGAGAGACCUCUCAGCCAGUAAAGAAGACUACAUGGAUCGUCUGGAGCACUUGCGGAAACAGUGUGGUCCCCAUGUAACGGCAGUAGCCAAAGACUCUGUGGAGGGAAUUUGUUCAAAGAUCUACCACAUCUCAGUAGAGUACGUGCGACGUAUUCGCCAGGCUCACCAGACCUUGCUGAAGGACUGCAACAUCACGGUGCUGACUGAUCCGGGUCUUAAGGCUUCGACGGGUUUUCCCUAUGUAAGACAGACCGCGGGGACAUUUCAACAUGUAAACAACAUUGGUGGACAUGCAGGGAGGAGAUGUACUACAAGGCAGUUCACGGCACGGUGGUCAUCUUCCUGCAGAAUGACGCCGGCUUCACCAAGUGGGAGCAUUGGGCUCCCCAGUUCCCUCCUCCACCUCCUCUGUGCCCACUAUGCCCUCCCCAGCCAGUGCGGGGGUGUCGGGCAACAAAGACUCUACUGCCGCCAAGACGGCACCUGAGUGAUCAGCCAGUUUGGACACAUCACCCGCUAGCCAGGAAAACAGCAGUAGUUCUUGUAGUCCUCUGGAAAAUACUACACCACCUUCCGAGGCAGCCAGCCUUUAAAAGCCGGGGAGGGGACAUGGAAUCCAUGGAACAUCAUGAUAAAACACAGACAGGUCCAUCGCAGGGGCAGACGCUCACAGAUGACCGUGAGUUACACGGAUCCUGCUAUAUCCAUGGACCUCCUCCGAACGGUUCUACAGCCCAGCUUCAAUGAGGACAUUAUGGGAGUCUUCAGAAAAUACAUGAAGUUCUUUGAGAAAGCAGCCAGCAAUGUCAAGGAGAACGUUGGAGACGACGUGCAGACCGACCAGCUGAUCCGAGAAGCCUGCAGAAACUGCCUGGAAAAUGCCAAACAGAUCUUUUCAGAUGGGGAGAAAGCGGUGGCAAGACCAGGGCCUGAGCUUCCAUUCAAGCGGGUGAAACUAGAUGAUGAGUCCAGCCAAAGGGCCAGUCCUGUUCCAAAAAAGCGGAAAGGGCGCCCAACCGCUCCUGUCGGUUCUUACGACAAACCUGUUACAUAUAGCAAUGUGCCCAAGCCCAAGACAUUGGAGUCUGUAAAGCGUGAGGGACCAAAGUGGGAACCUUCCAGACUGAAUGAAGGAAGCACAUUUGUUCUUGGGUCCAGGGCAAACAAGGCUUUAGGAAUGGGUGGCACCAGAGGAAGGAUUUACAUCAAACAUGCUGAACUCUUCAAGUAUGCGGCUGAUGCUCAGGACAAACACUGGUUGGCAGAGAGACAGCAUAUGAGAGCCACAGGUGGAAAGAUGGCCUAUCUCCUUAUUGAAGAGGACGUCCAGGACCUUUCUCUGAGUGACGAUUACAAAGAUUGCCCCGACCUAAAAAUGAACCCAAUUGAAUUAAAGCCUUUUACGGUUCCUGGGUGGAUGAUUGAAAAGAUGCAGAAGGCCAUGGAGGUCCAGAGUUCGGGGAAGGAAUAAAGUUGUACUUUGUGUGCGGGGAAGGAAUAAAAUCCUGGUUUGCGUCCCUAUGGCACCUUAUUCCCCAUAUAGAGCCCUACUUUUGACCCGAGCAAUAUACUGUAGGCCAUGGUCAAAAGUAGUGCACGACAUAGGGAAUAGGGUGCCAUUUGGGAUGCAAACCUAGAAAACCACAGAACAAAAAGAAUUCCUGUCAUAUCAAAUCACGAGAGACUGGACAAGUGUGCCAAUGUAUUUUCUGCCUGUGUGGCUUUGGAUGCAGUGUCAUUGUAUACAACUACUGAACAGUGUUCUUUGAUGAAAAAAUGUGCCCCUUUUUUCUAUUUGUAUCCUUACUGUACUGUAACGUUAAAAGGGGCUCUAUGGCAGGCUAUGGCCCCUUGGUAAUAGAACGGUUCUUGGGGGGGAGGGUGUAUUCCCCCCACAUAAUGAAUAUACAAGGAGUUUCCAUUGUUCUUGUACAGUGAUUUUGUUUUCCCAUUUACUAGACUGUAUUCUCAAUUUUAUAUUUUAAAAUGUUUCUACAAUGUCAGUUGCUUUUGUUUGUCAUUUGCUGUAAUUUUAUUUUUUACUACAAACUUUCAAGAGCAGAAUGUAUUUAAUUUUGUCUUUUCGGAUUAGCUGACUAUGAUUUAAAAGGAUAUGGGUGCUUGAUGAUCACUUUGUUAGUCAUUUCUAUGCAAAAUACAUGUUUUAAUGACUAUAGCUAUAUUUUGUUUAGUGUUUUGGUCAUGACAUCGUACUUCAUGGCAUAGACCUUGAACUUAAACCAUGUCCUUUUUUUCUAUCAAAAACGUGAAUCAACCAUCACUUAAUAUACAGUUGAAGUUGGAAGUUUACAUACACCUUAGCCAAAUGCAUUUAAACUCAAUUUUUCACAAUUCCUGACAUUGAAUCCUAGUAAAAAUUCCCUGUUUUAGGUCAGUUAGGAUCACCACUUUAUUUUAAGAAUGUGAAAUGUCAGAAUAAUAGAUAAUUAUUUAUUUCAGCUUUUAUUUCUUUCAUCACAUUCCCAGUGGGUCAGAAGUUUACAUACACUCAAUUAGUAUUUGUUAGCAUUGCCUUUAAAUUGUUUAACUUGGGUCAAACGUUUCAGGUAGCCUUCCACAAGCUUCCCACAAUAAGUUGGGUGAAUUUUGGCGCAUUCCUCCUCACAGAGCUGGUGUAACUGAGUCAGGUUUGUAGGCCUCCUUGCUCGCACACUCUUUUUCAGUUCUGCCCACAAAUGUUCUAUAGGGUUGAGGUCAGGGCUUUGAGAUGGCCACUCCAAUACCUUGACUUUAUUGUCCUUGAGCCAUUUUGCCACAACUUUGGAAGUAUGCUUGGGGUCAUUGUCCAUUUGGAAGACCCAAUUGCGACCAAGCUUUAACUUCCUGACUGAUGUCUUGAGAUGUUGCUUCAAUAGAUCAACAUCAUUUCCCCUCAUGAUGCUGCCACCCCUGUGCUUCAUGGUUGGGAUGGUGUUCUUCGGCUUGCAAGCCUCCCCGUUUUACCUCCAAACAUAAUGAUGGUCAUUAUGGCCAAACGGUUCUAUUUUUGUUUCAUCAGACCAGAGGACAUUUCUCCAAAAAGUUUUAUCUUGUCCCCAUGUGCAGUUGCAAACUGUAGUCAGGCUUUUUUAUGUCGGUUUUGGAGCAGUGGCUUCUUCCUUGCUGAGCGGCCUUUCAGGUUAUGUCGAUAUAGGACUCGUUUUACUGUGGAUAUAGAUACCUUUGUGUCUGUUUCCUCCAGCAUCUUCACAAGGUCCUUUGCUGGUGUGCUGGGAUUGAUUUGCACUUUUUGCACCAAAGUACAUUCAUCUCAAGGAGACAGAACGCAUCUCCUUCCUGAGCGGUAUGAUGGCUGCGUGGUCCCAUGAUGUUUAUACUUGCGUACUAUAGUUUGUACAGAUGAACGUGGUACCUUCAGGCGUUUGGGAAUUGCUCCCAAGGAUAAACCAGACUUUGGAGGUCUACAAUUUUUUCCCUGAGGUCUUGGCUGAUGAUUUCCCCAUGAUGUUAAGCAAAGAGGCACUGAGUUUGAAGGUAGGCCUUGAUAUACAUCCACAAGUACACCUCCAAUAGGCUAAUUGACAUCAUUUGAGUCAAUCAGAAGCUUCUAAAGCCAAUUUUCAAAGCUGUUUAAAGGCACAGUUAACUAAGUAUAUGUAAACUUCUGACCCACUGGAGUUGUGAUAAAGUGAAAUAAUCUGUUAACAAUUGUUGGAAAAAUUACUUGUGCGAUGCACAAAGUAGAUGUCCUAACUGACUUGCCUUGCCUAUAGUUUGUUAACAAGAAAUUUGUGGAGUGGUUGAAACACUUAGGUUAGAGUCCUUUUAAACUAAUUUAUAUUAACUUCCGACUUCAACUGUAUUUAAAUGUGUUAUUUACGUUUUUUAUUUUUAAUACAUUUGCAAAUUAAUUUUAAAACUUGUUUUUGCUUUGUCAUGUGUAGAUUGAUAAAAAAAAAUAAGAAGGCUGUUACCUAACAAAAUGUGGAAAAAGUCAAGGGGUCUGAAUAAUUUCCAAAUGCACUGUAGAUCAUAGUGGUCAGAAUAAGGCCUGUCCUUAUUGGCAAGGUAGUAGGCUGACCUGAACAAAGCACAGAUGGCUUUUAGUUAUGACGCAUUCAUACUAUCACAUCUUUUCAUUUGUAUAAACCUAGCUGUUUGUCCCCGACAUUUGCAACAUUGUUAAAAUAUUCAAAUUCGAUCUCCAGCUGUCCCAUAGUAAUGAACGUGUCGGGAUGAGACCGACAGGCAGCUUUUCUCAGCCAGUCGAAAACAUGAAUCAGCAUAAUCUUUAUGGAUAUAUACAAAGGACUAUCAAUAGAAAACAGUUUAAACAAAACUAAGUGCAGCUAGUUUGCAGUCUUUCCAGCUCCCGUUUGAAGGGAUUGUGUUAGCUGUGUUGUUGGCUAGCUCCUCUGAACAGGUGUCCUUUUCUAUGUCAGGUGAAAUUGCACAUUAUUAGCUCAUUGUUAUGGGUGUAUCCAAAUAAGUUACACUAGAAAACAGCUUAAACUAAUGCAAAUGCAGCUACUUUGUUGUUAUUCUGGCUGCACUGUUUGAUGUGACCGUAAGUUAGCCGUUGUUGGCUAGCUAGGAAGGAAGGGAUAAGAACGUUGCCAGCCAGUAUGGCAAUAGAAUAUUUUGAAUGAACGUCCAAAUAUACAGAACAAAAAUACUUAAUGACUGGGUUGCGUCUCUGGCAACCGAACCGAUAGAACAAACGACCAGCUGGCUUCGGUAGCAACCCUAGAUUUGUGUCAGACUAUAUCUUGUGGAAGGAUGAAAUAGUAUGAAUAAAUUAAUCAAAAUAAGUUUUUUAAUGAAAAUAUCUAAAUCAUUAUUUGAAUAUGUUGGUAACCCGUUGUAUAUAAGUGAUAAUGCCCUCGAAGCCAGUGUUUGGAGGAUAUAUUGGUUUACUAACAACACCCAUGCCAAUGUAUCCUCCAAACACCGGCUUCUCGGCAGUGGCGUGCCGUGGGCCUGGUGCCUGGGCCUUCAGUGAGGUCCUACACAGUCCCACCCGAAUUAAUCCACCUCUUAUUACCAUCAUUAUGAUGCCAAGACUCUAGACACUAUACAUUUAGACAGAAACGCAGUAUAACCAGGCGUUGCGUCACCUUGAAAUUGACAUUUUUAUUCAGAGAAUUGCAGGGGAAGAGUACAAUACAGUACAGUUCAACUAAUAGGCAAGAACAUAGUCGAGUGCAACAGAGUUAUAUUAAUAUUCUUCUAUCCAUUUCUGGUCCACAAACUUUGAGCUUUAAGUCCAAAAAAAAAAAGAAUACAGUGUGUUCACUAAACAGCGCAUUGUCGCACCCAAAGCAGUUUCACCGUGAUGAUAAAGACACAUAACUAUUCACUGAAAAUAAAAGAAAACAAAUAAUUUGCAA